GUGUUGGGCGACACACACACGCGCGCACACACAGGGUCUCCGGUGACUGUGAGACGACACACACGUACAGAAACUCCCGUGUUUACGUCGAUAACGGAAGUUCACGGCGGCGGAAUUCACCUGUAAGGUCGGAUGGAGCGCUACGAGUCUCUGGGUCUGGUCGGGGAGGGCAGUUAUGGCACCGUGCUGAAGUGCCGUCACCGAGAAUCCGGCCGCCUCGUCGCCAUCAAGAAGUUUGUGGACUCGGACGAUGACAAGGCGGUGAAGAAGAUCGCCCUGAGGGAGAUCAAGCUGCUGAGGCAACUGCGUCACGACAACCUGGUGAACCUUCUAGAAGUGUGGAAGCGUCGCCGCCGCUGGUAUCUGGUGUUUGAGUUCGUAGAGCGAACCCUACUGGAUGAUCUGGAGCAGAACCCGAGCGGACUGGACCUGAACACCAGCCGGCAGUACCUGUACCAGAUCUUGAGGGCCGCCGCUUUCUGCCACCAGCAAAAUAUCAUCCACCGUGACAUCAAACCAGAGAACAUACUCAUCUCUCAGGGCGGCGUGGUUAAGAUGUGCGACUUUGGCUUUGCCCGGACCAUGACAUCGUCUGCGGAGGGGGGGGUCUAUACCGACUAUGUGGCCACUCGCUGGUACAGAGCACCUGAACUGCUGGUGGGAGACACCAAAUAUGGAAAACCGGUAGACGUGUGGGCUUUUGGUUGUCUGUUAUUAGAGAUGUUAACAGGUCAGCCUCUGUUCCCCGGAGACUCCGACCUCGACCAGAUUUACCACAUCGUCAGGUGCUUCGGUAACCUGACGACUCAUCACCAGGAGUUGUUCUACAGGAAUCCCGUCUUUUCCGGAGUCAGACUGCCCGAAUAUUCUGGUCGAGUUCCACUGGAGCAGCGCUUUCCUAUAAUCACACCCACCGCCCUGGACCUGGCGCAGAGUUGUCUCCAGAUGGAACCAGAAAAACGAGCUCAGUGUUCAGAACUGCUAGAACAUCCUCUGUUCACACAAGACUCGUUCCACAUCAGAUUUUUGGACGAGCUGAAUGCUAAGAUCCAAAAAGACCACAGGGAAAACUCAACCCUUCCAAAAAUAACCAAAACUCCAAGACGAGAAAGGAAUGAAGGGGAUGACAAGAACCGGAGAAGCAAAGAAAAGAAACAAGUUGAAGAUAUUGAUGAGAAAGUCAACAAGGAGAAGGAGAGGAAGGAAGAAGAGAAAAUGGAGAAAUCAAAAGGAAAGCAACCUUCAAAGCUUUCUAAAACUAUUCGUAACACCUCAGAACCCUUGAUCUCCACCAAACAACCCAAAACUUUAGGUUCAAAGAUCGAUAAUGCAGCAAAACCAAAUUUGGCCAUUAAAAGUAAACCAGGAAAAAACACCAGUUUAGCUCUAAGGAAGGAACAAGAGAUUUUUAAAUCAAGUAAAACCCUUACUUCUGAUUCAUUGGAUCUGAAGGACAAUAACACAGUGGUAACUAAACCUAAACACAGGAAAGUUACUGUACUAGAGACGAGGGAAGACCUUUUGAAAAAUACAGAUGCAAAAGAAGGAGUAUCAGACAACAUCGUGCCAAGUGUGGUGGAGGUCUGUAGAUCGAGUAAAUCUGAGCUUCAAGACUUUGGUAAAAGCUGGAACAACUCAAACACAGAAGUGCCCAAAUUGUCUAAAAGCUCAACCACUGACCAACCAAAUGGGACUUCAUCUCCAAAAGCCUCUGUGGAUCGUACAGAUACGCACGUAACACAGAUAAUUGGCAAGACGUUCAGCACAGAAUACCCUGAAAGUGCUUCAACAUUCAUAACUUCUAAAAUAUCAAACAGUGAUCAAGCAGAGACAAGCUUGACACUGAAAUCAUCUCAACUACCAAGAAAUUACCAAAUUGAGGUUUCUACCACAACUAUCCCUUCUGUUACUCCAUGCAAGACGCCUACGACUUCAGAGCAUCAGGCCGAUCGUUCAACCACAGACACAGAGCAAGGAAGGACCUCUGAAUGUCCAAAAGUCUUACCCUCAAACCCUAAACCAUCCAAGACUACCUCGAACUCUUCCCUAAAAAUAACCAAAAACAACACAUUGUUGUCCCCCGGCCCUUCAAAGACUUUCCCCUCAGAUCCUUCAAGGCCGUGCUCAACAGUUGUUAGAGAAGCCAGUCCUGCCCACAGCGCUACAACAAUACCUAAAGGAACCUCAAAUUCAAAGUUGUCCAAAAUUGUCCCAUCCUCAGAUACUAAACCCACAAAUGACACCACAUGUGUACCCAACAAACCUUCGAGAGGCCUUCCAACGGACAGGGAAUUUACUGAAGUAUCGAUCGCAACCAAUCUGCAAGAUAUCAAUGAAGAUCACGGAUGUUUGAAAAUGAGCCCGGCUGCAAACCACAUAGAGAUAUCCAAGGGUUCAGGUGGAGAUUACAAGGAGAAUCCUGUCUUCUCUGAGCCCUCCAGCAUCCAUCCGCUGAGCACGUCUGCAUCCAAGAUCACCACAGAAUCCGGAAUAACCUCAACCUCCAUGCCGAAUGAAACCCCUGAAUCCAACGCAUCAGUAGGAACCACUAUUCCGAAAACAUUGAAAGCCUCAGAUACAGAGAACAGAGAGGAUUUAGCAACAACCAGGUCUUUAGUAAAUCUAAUCGCAAAGGUUUCUAUAAGCUCAAGUAAGAAGAGCAGUGAAGCUGAAUCUGAUGUAAAACCCCAUCACUACAAAUCUUUGAUCGGAGAACCUAAAACAAAGCUUGGGUCUUUUAGCAACCACACCAAGUCCACCACAACAAUGACCCUAAAGACAUUUCCUACAGAGGCAAGAAAGAAAAGAGACAACGCAGAAAUUAACGACACAACAAAUAUAUCUACUGUCGCUGAUUCCACUUCAUUCACCUCCCCAACGUCUCCGGACCACAGAGCUUCGUUAAGAAGUUUAGUUUUUCACACCAUGGACACCACAGACGUUGAGGAGUUUAAUUUUAGUGUAUCCCAGUCCUCUCCUCCUCCUCCUCCUUCCUCCACACCCUUCAUCCCCUCUUUCUCUGUUGUCAGCCCAGCCACCAGCGAUCACCUUUCCCUGGGUGCCGGGUUCCACCCUGGGACCCACAGCCUUAGGUGUGUAGACAAGUCGAGGCUUCACGGUGGCAUCUACAGUCGACUAUCCGGCCACAUGACGGGAUCACUCGCUGCACAGGUGUCGGAGAAGAAUCUGACCUACGAGCGCUCCUUGUUGUCCGAUCGUGGCGUUACAGCGACCAAAAAGAAGUCCGACAUCCAUUUCCCAGAUCUAAGAAGCUCAGUGCUGCCGGAGCUCAGAGGACGAGAAGGCAAACACAACAAAGGUUCUUCUAAGGAUCAGAGGAAAGACAAACAAGAAGCCGAGCAGCACUGACCCGAACACCGUCAACCCCUUCACUGUAAUGUCAACUGGUAAACCUCAUAACUAUAAACUAAAUAUGUCAUGUCAUACAUGACAGUUAAUGACAGUUAAUCAGAACUGGUUUAUAAAGCAGCAGACGGGUCAUUCAUGUGAAUACUUUUUUAAUAAUUGUUAAAUAAACAGCAAUUGUUUUACAUCACAGCGAUCACAUGGGCAUUACAAGAAUAAAUAAGCUUAAAACAAUGAACCCAGUUGUUUUGGUUACAGCUGCUGUAAACUAACAUACAAAAGAUGAUCUGAUAUCUCCUGGCUG
This is a messenger RNA of Cottoperca gobio, 3670 nucleotides long. Its product is annotated as cyclin-dependent kinase-like 5. The record is from RefSeq and is a predicted model, not a curated record. The transcript is spliced from 11 exons. Gene Ontology annotation, biological process: protein phosphorylation. NCBI's taxonomy places the organism in Eukaryota, Metazoa, Chordata, Actinopteri, Perciformes, Bovichtidae. The coding region runs from base 133 to 3369 and encodes 1078 amino acids. Gene Ontology annotation, molecular function: ATP binding; protein kinase activity.